Molecule: messenger RNA, 1404 nt
Organism: Ilyonectria robusta
Lineage: Eukaryota; Fungi; Ascomycota; Sordariomycetes; Hypocreales; Nectriaceae
Exons: 3
Coding region: 247-1164 (305 amino acids)
Source: RefSeq, a predicted model, not a curated record
CAUGACCCCAUCUUGGAAACUCGGAAUGCCGAUCUGAUGCCGCGAGCUAAUGCUGAGGUAUUUUAGCUCACAAAUUCUAACUGCAAUGGCUGGUAAGCCAUAUUUGUAGCAAAGUUUAAGUGUCCGAUGCAAACUAUAAGAAUCUGUCAUCCCGACUUUAGCAGCGCCUUUAUUUAAAACAGUCUUCUACCAUCAAUCAAUUGCAAAUUACGGGAAUAUCGGCAGCUUUUUUCUCUACAAUCAACUAUGUCUAAGCUCAUUACGGUUUUUGGUGCCACUGGUAACCAAGGAGGUUCCGUUAUUAAGCACAUUCUCAAGGAUUCUCAGCUCUCCAAGGAGUACAAGAUUCGUGGUAUUACGCGCGACACCUCCAAGAAGUCCGCUCAGGAUCUUAUCAAGCAAGGUGUUGAAGUUAUGUCGGCCGAUUUGAACUCUGUCGACUCUUUAACCGCUGCUCUGAAGGGGUCCCACACUGUUUUUCUGGUCACUAAUUACUGGGAAACUGCAAACGGCGAUAUUGAAUAUGCCCAAGGCAAGAACGUGACUGAUGUCGCUAAAGAUGUUGGCGUGUCAUACCUCAUCUUUUCAUCACUCCCCCAUGUCACGGACGAAUCUAAGGGGAGAUUAACCCACGUUCCUCACUUUGACAGCAAAGCCAACAUCGAGAGGUAUAUCCGAGCCUCUGGAAUCCCAAGCACCUUUGUGCUUCCAGGUUACUACAUGAGCAACUACACCCAGAUGCUCACCAAGGCCGCCGACGGAUCAUAUCAACUUUUUUACCCCGUCGACGGCAAAAAAACCAAGUUUCCUCUCUUUGACGCCGCUCAAGACACUGGCCUAUUUGUGACAGGGGUCCUCAAACAUGCGGACAAACUGCUGGAAAAGCAAGUCCUGGAGGCUACUGCCUAUUACACCCCCGAAGAGAUUGUUGAUACUUUUUCUAAGAUCACUGGAAAAAAGGCGUCUUUCAUCAAGGUUACUCCUGAGCAAUAUCGUGCGUCGUUGCCGGAAGCUAUCGCUGAAGAAUACUUGGAGAAUCAACUGUUUGUCGAAGAGCCUGGCUACUUCCUUGGACAAAGCCUAGAUGAUAGCCUGAAGCUGUUGGACUCGAAGCCUACUACCUGGGCAGAGUUUGUUGAAAAGAAUGCUGCGUCCUGGGAUUAAAUUUUGCUGCGAAACCGGGAAUGGAAUGGGUUGGAUUGCGGCUUGGGUGUUGUUGGCUGCUUGAUAACAGAUUAAAUAUAUGAAGUGUUGAAAUUGGCUUUGGAAUCUUGAUAAUUGGGUCUAUAAAAGCUAGUCUAUAGCCGAAGACAAUAGUAAGGGCAGAGAUCAACAGAAGUCACAGCACCAUCACUACUAGCCAUCUGCUACCUAAUUAAAUAAGAAAGAUUUCACAUAUACAAG